Anoplophora glabripennis (Asian longhorned beetle) is the source of this 2554-nucleotide messenger RNA. RefSeq lists its product as uncharacterized. The coding region runs from base 102 to 1541 and encodes 479 amino acids. Lineage: Eukaryota; Metazoa; Arthropoda; Insecta; Coleoptera; Cerambycidae. The record is from RefSeq and is a predicted model, not a curated record. The transcript has 6 exons.
CUGACAAUUGACAUUGACAUGAUAUUCGUAAAAAAGAAUCAAAACAGUUUCAUAUAAAGCAUAAAGUAGAAGAAAAAACAAAUAGUAAGAGAAUAUUUAAGAUGGAAGAAGACGAUCACGACGAGCUAUUACAGUGCACAGAUGAUGAGUCUUUGUCUGACACCGAAGACCAAUGUCUUCCUAUCGAUAAGCCUGAAGAAAACUACCGACACACCCUUACCUACUUCUGCCACACCAAACUAGAAUUCAUCACCACCAAGUUAGCCCUAAUCUUUUCAACAUCUGUGAUGCUCAUACUGUUCCCACUUUAUUUGGAAGCGAUAAACGUCCGUGGCAGUGCUUACUCCAUGAUUUUGACGAAUACCUCCAUUUCCACCCUCCUGUUUGUCGUGACAAUGGUCAUUGCAAAGUGUUUCUGUGAGAAAUACAGGAAUAUAAGGAUAUGCAGUUUCCCCGUACAGUUUUCCAAGCUCCUUCAGCUGUCUGGGGUGUAUUUUUUAUGCGCAUUUAUGAUCGUGUACGCUUUGGACAGGAAGAGAGUUAUAUGCCACCUGCAAGACCCAAUUAAAGGGAUCGUUCUUGUGUUUUCGCUGUUAUAUUAUUUCUUCUUUUGCAGAAAGUUAAUGGGGCUUCAAAGGAUAUUCUCUGCAACCACAAUAAUCGUAGGUUUGUUCAUUGCCGUCGACUAUGGGUUGUGCGACGAAUUUCGAUGUAGAGGUUAUGAACGUGAAAAGGUGUCCGAUGACAUGGGUGCUUGGAGUUGGCAGACUCACGCUAUUUGGACCACGAUUUACAUCGCCGGGUUAGCUAUGUUCGCGGGGUAUUUCACUUUGCUGGAUAGAUACGUUCUGACCAAUAACGAAAUGGAAUUCCAUAACAUCAGUAUACCGUCAACGUUUCUCAGUACAGUGUCAAGAUCCGUGUCCUUUCCAAAUACGAAUAACGUGGGCACUUCACAAUUUAUCGGUGGCGCUUCCCCAGAGAACUCUCACUUGACCAAGAAGAAUUCGGUGGUGCACUUAGCUAUGUGGAUUCAUAUCUUAGGGCUCGCUAUUAUUUUGCUGUUGUUUUGGGUGGAUUUUAUACCGGCAGUUGGAAAAGGUUCCGAUAUUGGUGACUUCUGGAAUUACACCUUGAACGGAUUCAUAUGCCACUUCCAGAAACCGAUCCCGCCGUCUCUGGGCAAGUCCCCCUGUGGAAACGUCUUCCUCUUCUCCUGGAUGUUCAUGUGCUCCUACGUUCUCUUUGUGGUGAUGUCCGUCAAGUUCCUAAUCCUGUCCCAAUCAGCGGUGUACACCAUAGCCACCAUGUCCACUUCCUUGCCGUUAGUCGGCAUCUGGUGGUCACUGUUCCACGCCGUACCCGAUAAUAACGGUCUAAUGGUAUGGUCCCCGUCCUUGACGGGAGAACUGAUAUGCGCCAUCCUGGGCCUGCCCAUCAUACUGGUAGGCCUCUUCUUGCUGUGCAAGGCCCAUUUCAAGGACUACCAGUGGUCCAGGCUGAGCACAACGCACGUCAUGCCGGGCAACCACUUCGCCUGAGACUUUAUGUAAGGCCGUAAAACCCUUUAAUGUUUUUUUUUUAGUUCCGUUUCGCGGUUCCUUUCAUUAGCGUUUAAGUUGUGAUAGUAUUGUGAUUUAGGUUAAAAGUGGGCGAAUAUUUUCGUUAGCGCAUCGGGGGAUAACUUUUCUUUACUGGAAAGACUGAUUCUAGUGUAGACACGACGAUUACAAGGAUAGUUGUCGCACUAGUUUUGAAAUUUUUCCAUUCGAUCUUCUUUGUAGCCUAAUUAUUGAUUUAUUUGUAAUUGAAACAUAUUUUUGAAACCGAUUAUGUGGUAUUGGAUUGUGCCAGGUUUAGCGAGAACAAAAAGCAAUUUCUGCCUUGUUUUACUAAAACUAACUUUUUUUAUAGAAUUCUGCCAUUUUCCAAGAAAAACAUCGUUUUAAUUGUUAGAACGUUUUAGAUACUAUUAAUAACCUAAAAUUACGAAAGUGUAGAAGGACUACCUUAAUUUUUUUUUAAACUCGGUAUUCCGACCAUUUUGAUUACUUUUUUUAUUUUUUUUAGCUCGGUAUUAUGCCUAUAAACUUAAAAUUAGAAAUGUUACGCAGAAUUUGUGAGAAAUUCAUUGUUAUUUUGGGUUAUCUGUUCAAGUUCUUGAAUUAUCCUGGAAAAAAGUGAAAUAACACCAAGGAUAUGGUGAAAAUUCAAUAAACUUAUCGAUACUGAAAUGGCAGAAAGGAAACGUCAUUUUGAACAAAAGAUUUCCUGUAACCAAAGGUCAAAAAAAAAUAAGUAUCUUUUUUAAUAAUUAUAAAACAGACAUUAACAUUAAAAAAGCACAGAUAUUUACAGUGAUUUAGAUGGAGCGGUGCGAGUGUGUCGUUUAUCUAUAAAAAUUGUAUGUGAUUUUUUCGGUAAAUGAAAAUUUUUCACUAAAAUACAGGGUGAUUCACAAAUGGUGACCAAAAAAGAAACUUCGAUUCUUUGCUGAAUUUUAAGGGGAGUCUUUCCUAUAAAGUUUUUAUCUAGGACGUUUCGUUAAAAAGAU